CUCUGAAAACAAAACAGGAGAACCCACUGUCUGUAUGCCAGGCACUGUAUUGGGUUCUGUAGCUUUGAAAAAAUGGAGAUGCUGACUUGAGUCCCUGCCCACAAGGAGGUGGCAGAGGAGGCCAACUUGUGACCAGAGACCUGCCCGGUGACAGAAGAACACAGUAAGAGAGCCAGACGCGUGCCCUGGAUGCAAAGGGAAACCACAGCUGCCUGGAGCGUGUAAAACAGGUCAAGAGAGGGCCGUGGUGCUGAGCCUUGACUGCCGGAGCCGAGCCAUGCAGCGAGAGACCCUGGCCCUUGGCUGGGCCAUUGCCACCAUCCUGGCGCUGCAGACAGUGGCCGCAACCAAGUGCACCCCACGGACCCUGCACCACAAGGCCAGGGUGUUCGAGGACCUGAGUGCCCAAGAGCUGAAGGCCGUGCGCAACUUCCUCUGGUCCCAUAAGGAGCUGAGGCUGGAGCCUUCCCGAACACCGACCAUGGCCAAGAACUCCGUGUUCCUCAUUGAGAUGCUGCUGCCCAAGAAGCAACACGUACUGAAAUUUCUGGAUAAAGGUGGGAGGCCUCCCGCGCGGGAGGCACGUGCCGUCAUCUUCUUCGGAGCCCAGGAGCACCCCAACAUCACCGAGUUCGCUGUGGGGCCCCUGCCAUGGCCCUACUACAUGAGAGAGCUGCCCCCCAAGCCUGGGCACCAGGCCACCUGGGCCUCCAGGCCCAUCUCCUCGGCGGAGUAUGCCCUCCUGGGCCACGCCCUGAAAGAGGCCACGAAGCCCCUGCACCAGUUUUUCCUCGAUACCACAGGCUUCUCCUACCAAGAUUGUCACUCCCGAUGCCUGACUUUCACAGACGUGGCGCCUCGGGGCUUGGCCUCCGGCGAGCGCCGCUCUUGGUUUAUCUUGCAGCUCUUUGUAGAAGGCUACUUCUUGCACCCCACUGGGCUGGAGCUCCUCCUGGAUCACAGAAGCACCAACGCCCAAAACUGGACGGUGGAGCGGGUCUGGUACAAUGGGAAGUUCUACCGGAGCCCGGAAGAGCUGGCGCGGAAGUACGAGGACGGAGAAGUAGACGUGGUGGUUCUGGAGGACCCAUCGCCCAAGGGCAAGAGUGAAAAGAGCACGGAAGAGGAACCACCCCUCUUCUCCUCCUACAAGCCACGUGGGGACUUCCCCACCCCCAUCAAUGUGACUGGCCCCCGCCUGGUCCAGCCCCAAGGUCCCCGCUACCGGCUGGAGGGCAACACCGUGCUCUACGGCGGAUGGAGCUUCUCCUUCAGGCUGCGUUCCUCCUCGGGGCUACAGGUCCUGAACGUGCACUUCGGGUGCGAGCGCGUAGCCUACGAGGUGAGCGUGCAGGAGGCGGUGGCGCUGUAUGGAGGACACACGCCUGCGGGCAUGCAGACCAAGUACAUCGACGUGGGCUGGGGCCUGGGCAGCGUCACUCAUGAGUUAGCCCCUGGCAUCGACUGCCCGGACACAGCCACCUUCCUAGAUGCCCUCCACUACUACGAUGCCGAUGACCCGGUGCGCUACCCCCGAGCCCUCUGUGUCUUUGAGAUGCCCACGGGAGUGCCCCUCAGGCGACACUUCAAUUCCAACUUCAGCGGCGGCUUCAACUUCUAUGCAGGCCUGCAGGGCCAGGUGCUGGUGCUACGAACAACGUCAACAGUCUACAACUAUGACUACAUCUGGGACUUCAUCUUCUACCCCAACGGGGUGAUGGAGGCCAAGAUGCAUGCCACCGGCUACGUCCACGCCACCUUCUAUACCCCGGAGGGGCUGCGCCAUGGGACCCGCUUGCACACACACCUGCUUGGCAACAUGCACACUCACUUAGUGCAUUACCGCGUCGACCUGGAUGUGGCAGGCACCAAAAAUAGCUUCCAGACCCUGCAGAUGAAGCUAGAAAAUAUCACCAAUCCCUGGAGCCCCAGACACCAGCUGGUGCAGCCGACCCUGGAGCAGACAAGUUACCACCGGGAGCGCCAGGCGGCCUUUCGCUUCAGACAGCCUCUGCCCAAGUACCUGCUCUUUGCCAGUCCCAGGGAGAACCGCUGGGGCCAUAAGCGCAGCUACCGACUUCAGAUCCACUCCAUGGCCGACCAGGUGCUGCCCCUGGGUUGGCAGGAGGAGCAGGCUGUCACCUGGGCCAGGUACCCCCUGGCCGUGACCAAGUACCGGGAAUCAGAAGUGUGCAGCAGCAGCAUCUAUAACCAGAAUGACCCCUGGGACCCACCUGUGGUCUUUGAGGAGUUUCUUAAAAACAAUGAGAACAUCGAAAAUGAGGACUUGGUGGCCUGGGUCACAGUAGGCUUCCUGCACAUCCCCCACUCAGAGGACAUCCCUAACACUGCCACACCGGGGAACUCCGUGGGCUUCCUGCUCCGGCCUUUCAACUUCUUCGAUGAGGACCCAUCCCUGGCGUCCAGAGACCCUGUGAUCGUGUGGCCGCGGGACGGUGGCCCCAACUACGUCCAGCGCUGGAUCCCUGAGGAGGAGGGGGACUGCUUAAUGCCUGACCCUUUUAGUUAUAAUGGGACUUACAGGCCUGUGUGAAGGACCCCCGACUAACCCCACCUAGAAGCCCAAGUGCCCCCCAGGGACAGGCAACAAACCCCUCACGCUCCGCUCCUUGUGAGGCACAGGGGGCGAGGCCACGCAGUAGGUCAUGCAUGUGAGAUACACUCAGAUGAGAAAGCAAGUGGCCUUGACCUCCCUUCACCUUGGUCCACUCCACCCCAGAAAAGACCUCUAUUACUAGGGCGAAUGACACUCACCGAAAUACUAGAUUUACCUAGCAGAUUGGCUUUAAAAAAUAGACCAACAGCUGCGUCUUGGGAGUCUGCCGGGGCCUCUGGGAUGUCGCUGGUGGGCAUGCAAAGUGAUUCAGCCAAGGAAGACGCUACAGAAAGCACCUUUACCCCGUGACACACUGAUCCAACUCCUAGGGCUUUAACGCAGAGAUCUACCUACCAACACGGGGAAAACAUGAGCAUGUGUGAUUCACUACGGUAGCGUCCCUGAUAGCCAAGUCUGGAAGCAACCCAAAUAUCCAUCUACUAGUGAGAUCCUGCAGGUCUGAAUAAACAAUGCUGCAUCCACACAA
Messenger RNA from Neofelis nebulosa (Clouded leopard), 3104 nucleotides. RefSeq names its product amine oxidase copper containing 1 (gene AOC1). The record is from RefSeq and is a predicted model, not a curated record. NCBI's taxonomy places the organism in Eukaryota, Metazoa, Chordata, Mammalia, Carnivora, Felidae. Gene Ontology annotation, cellular component: plasma membrane. Bases 278 to 2554 code for a protein of 758 amino acids. Gene Ontology annotation, molecular function: copper ion binding; quinone binding; primary methylamine oxidase activity. Gene Ontology annotation, biological process: amine metabolic process; response to antibiotic. The transcript has 5 exons.